AUGUCAAGACCAGAGGAGCUUGCUCCACCAGAAAUAUUCUAUAAUGAUUCAGAAUCAUUCAAGUACACAUCAUCUACACGUGUGCAGCACAUACAAGCCAAGAUGACGCUACGUGCAUUGGAACUUCUCAAUUUGGAAAAAGAAGCGCCACAACUCAUACUUGAUCUAGGCUGUGGGUCAGGUUUAUCAGGAGAAAUAUUAACUGAAGAAGGCUAUGACUGGGUAGGCAUGGAUAUAUCGCCCAGCAUGUUGGCAACAGCUCUCGAUCGAGAUGUUGAAGGGGACUUGUUUUUAGCUGAUUUAGGUAAUGGAGUGCCGUUCCGGGCUGGUACUUUUGAUGCAGCCAUCUCCAUAUCGGCAAUCCAAUGGCUAUGUAAUGCCGACUCGUCCAACGUUGACCCCAAAAAGAGGCUAUUGUUUUUCUUCAACACAUUGUAUGCAUCAUUGAAACGAGGAGGUAAGUUUGUAGCCCAGUUUUAUCCCAUGAACGAUUCACAAACGGAAAGUAUAAUGAGCGCAGCAAAACUAGCUGGUUUUGGUGGUGGGUUGAUUAUAGAUGAUCCAGAACUGAAACGUCACAAGAAGUAUUACUUGGUUUUAACUGCAGGAUUGGCUGAACGAAAUAUCAAUUUGACAGGAGCAGAAAUGGAAGCACCACUGGAAAAUAGUCUGAAGUUAAAUAGGAAGAAGAGGAAGUUGAUGGAGACGAGGAAAGAGUAUAUCAAUAGAAAGAAGGAGACAAUGAGGAAAAGAGGUCGUAUGGUCGCUGAAGAUUCCAAGUUCACUGGUCCAUUACCUACCGUUUACGAACCACUCCCACCAAAGAGACAAGGCGAGAACGUAAUGACAUACAUCCACAAACAACUACUUGCAAAACACGACCCCACAGGCAAGAGACGUGACUUGCUCAACUACGAAACUGGAUUACGAGCAGGCGAUAUUAUCAAAGUGACCUAUUUGGACCGCUCCGACGUCACUGGAAGAAUAAUUGCCAUCAAGAGAGGUCAACGCAACUUGGGCUCCAAUAUCUUGCUCAGAACAAAGUUGAAUCGUGUCGGAUCAGAAGUUCGAAUCCCCGUUUAUAAUCCAAACAUUAGAAAUAUUGAAGUGCUUUAUAAGCCAAAGACUUAUAUGCCUAGAGCUGCCCAUUAUUAUAUCAGGGAAUCGAGAAGGGAUGUGGACGAUGUUGAAGCUUUUGUAAGGCGUCAAAAUGGAGAAAAGAAGAAACGUUGA
Lodderomyces theae is the source of this 1233-nucleotide messenger RNA. RefSeq names its product BUD23. The record is from RefSeq and is a predicted model, not a curated record. NCBI's taxonomy places the organism in Eukaryota, Fungi, Ascomycota, Pichiomycetes, Serinales, Debaryomycetaceae. The coding region runs from base 1 to 1233 and encodes 410 amino acids. Gene Ontology annotation, molecular function: rRNA (guanine) methyltransferase activity; structural constituent of ribosome. Gene Ontology annotation, cellular component: ribosome; nucleolus. The transcript has 2 exons. Gene Ontology annotation, biological process: translation; rRNA (guanine-N7)-methylation.